ACAUACAAACCCAAACCCAAACGCAAACUCCCCUUUCGCACUCCGUUUGUUGCAUUGCAGUCACCGAUUUCACAGCAAUUCAACAAAACCAGAGGUUUGUUUUCCUUGCUUUCGAAUUCGAAUCGAAGCCAUGGCCACGGAAGCUUACGCGGCACGAAACCCGGAUGAGAUUCACACUGACGUACUCUCUAGUUCCAGACAAGCUUGCUAUAAGGCUCGAGACGCUUUCUAUGCGUGUUUGGAGAAAGAAUCGGACAAAAAACAGACUGAAAUCGCGUCCAAGGGGCUGUUGUACCCAGCUGAGUGCAAAGCUUCGAGGGAGGAGUUUGUCAAUCACUGCCGUGCUUCUUGGGUUAAGCAUUUUGAUGCUCUUUACUGCAAGAACAAGAGUCUGAAGAGGCUUUUGGAUGAUAAAGAUUCGAGGAGAGGGGUAUAAGGCUUGACUUGGCCCCUGAAGACAGAAGGAAUCAUCCUGCUGAGUUACUGAGUGCUUCCUUAGUCAGUGGGAGAGAUCUAUAAUGGUUUUAAGGCUUGCAGAGGUGGUACAAUGUUAGAAAGUUGUGAGUCUUUUAGUGUGUAUUUAUGCUUGCUUGAAUAAGAAGCACUGGAAAAGAAAUCUGUCUAUCUGACAAGAUGUUUCUGGUAAAAUUUGAUUGUAUUAAUCUGAAGGCUCACGCUAGUUGUUAUAUAUCUCCUAUUGUUCAUAAGUUUGAUGGUCUUGACACACCUAAGACAUCUAGGCAAUUGCAAGAAUGAAGUGUUGUCAAUGCCAUUGUUCUGAUUCCAAGCUAGUCAUGGACCUGGUGGUAAAGCUUUGGGGAGUUGGUUUAUAUAUGUGUUGCUGUAGCCUAUAAGACUGUAUGCAUCUUUGCGAAAUUGUUUUCUCCUUGGUAUAUGCUUUCGAAGUAGACUCUAGGUAAAAUUGUUCAACUAUUCCAAAUGAUCGAAACAAGCUAAGGUGGAAAAUGAUCUCUUAUCCAGCUACCUUCGUUGCUAGAUAAAAUUGCUUGGCGUUUGUCUUGUGGACAUUGUAUAUUUUGGUUUGCAUACUGAAGAAUUGAGAUAGAUAGCUCAUAAUCAGGUGUUGUGACGUGUAUAGAUGCUCUACAGAUAUAGUUGAAAGAGUUGAGGAGGGUAUUAGCUUUUGAUAUUGAGAGUGAGAUGCUGGGAGCUCGUUUGAACUAUUUUGGAGGAAAGAGGAAAGGGGUGGUGUUGGGGUACUGCGCGAUCAUGGCAGUGUUUUGGGUUGUCUGGGCAGAGAGAAAUAGAAGAACUUUCGAGAAUAAAUUAGAACGAUAGUGCUCAGUUAUGGGACAGAAUCA
Messenger RNA from Prunus avium (sweet cherry), 1322 nucleotides. RefSeq names its product Cytochrome c oxidase, subunit Vib family protein. Lineage: Eukaryota; Viridiplantae; Streptophyta; Magnoliopsida; Rosales; Rosaceae. The record is from RefSeq and is a predicted model, not a curated record. Gene Ontology annotation, cellular component: mitochondrion.